Molecule: messenger RNA, 2243 nt
Organism: Impatiens glandulifera
Lineage: Eukaryota; Viridiplantae; Streptophyta; Magnoliopsida; Ericales; Balsaminaceae
Product: FACT complex subunit SSRP1
Exons: 16
Coding region: 97-2061 (654 amino acids)
Cellular component (GO): nucleus; FACT complex
Molecular function (GO): histone binding; nucleosome binding; DNA binding
Source: RefSeq, a predicted model, not a curated record
UACGUUUGGCGCGCUUUCGUUUUUGCCCUCCUUUCCCAACAUUUCAUCGAGCAAUUUGCAUCUAGUUUCGUCACUUGAAGAAGAGAAUCAAAGGCCAUGGCGGACGGACAGUCAUUCAACAGUAUCUCACUGGGAGGCCGCGGUGGUACUACCGCAGGACAACUUAAGAUUCACUCUGGUGGCAUCUUGUGGAAAAAACAAGGAGGUGGGAAAAUUGUGGAAGUUGAUAACAGUGAUAUUGUAGGCCUUACAUGGAUGAAGGUUCCUCGGACAAAUCAACUUGGUGUAAGAUCUAAAGAUGGAUUAAAUUAUAAAUUCACUGGCUUUCGUGAUCAGGAUGUUACAGGUCUCACAAGUUAUUUCCAGAAUACAUGGAGUAUAACUCCAGAAGAGAAACAACUUUCUAUAAGUGGGAAGAACUGGGGGGAGGUUGACCUUAAUGGGAAUAUGCUAACUUUUCUGGUUGAUUCAAAGCAAGCAUUUGAGCUUUCUUUAGCUGAUGUUUCCCAAACACAGCUUCAAGGUAAAAAUGAUGUCACAUUGGAGUUCCAUGUGGACGACACAACUGGUGCCAAUGAGAAAGAUUCACUUGUGGAAAUCAGUUUUCAUAUACCUAAUUCAAACACUCAAUUCGUUGGAGAUGAGAACCGUCCUCCAGCCCAGGUAUUCCGCGAUAAAAUAAUGUCAAUGGCAGAUGUUGGCGCUGGAGUUGAAGAAUCUGUUGUCACAUUUGAAGGUGUUGCUGUUCUUACACCAAGGGGUCGAUACAAUGUUGAACUUCAUCUUUCAUUUUUGAGGCUCCAGGGACAAGCUAAUGAUUUUAAAAUUCAGUACAGCAGCGUUGUGCGCCUUUUCUUGCUACCUAAGUCCAACCAGCCACAUACAUUUGUGGUGGUUACCCUCGACCCACCAAUUCGAAAAGGUCAAACAUUGUACCCACAUAUUGUUAUGCAGUUUGAAACAGAUUAUGUGGUCGAUAGCACUCUCUCCAUUAAUGAAGAUCUUUUGAACACAAAGUUCAAGGAUAAGUUAGAGCCAACCUAUAAGGGUCUUAUUCAUGAAGUAUUUACAAUGAUACUGCGUGGCUUAUCUGGUGCAAAACUCACAAGACCAGGGAAGUUCCGCAGUUGCCAAGAUGGUUAUGCUGUUAAAUCUUCACUCAAGGCUGAAGAUGGUGUUUUAUACCCACUCGAAAAGGGAUUUUUCUUCUUACCGAAACCACCUACUCUCAUUCUUCAUGAAGAGAUCGACUAUUUAGAGUUUGAGAGACAUGCUGCUGGUGGUUCGAAUAUGCAUUACUUUGAUCUACUAAUCAGGCUGAAAACCGAGCAAGAACAUCUAUUCAGGAAUAUCCAAAGAAAUGAGUACCACAACCUAUAUGACUUCAUAGGUGGUAAAGGCUUGAAGAUAAUGAAUCUUGGGGGUGUCCAAAGUGCAGACGGUGUUGCUGCCGUUCUGCAGAAUGAUGAUGAUGAUGCUGUUGACCCACAUUUGGAACGCAUUAAAAAUGAAGCAGGUGGAGAUGAAAGUGAUGAAGAGGAUUCGGAUUUUGUUAUUGACAAAGAUGAUGGAGGGUCACCUACUGAUGAUUCGGGAGAAGAUGGAUCUGAUGGAAGUGAUACUGGAGAUGAAAAGGAAAAACCUGCAAAAGUUGAAAUCGUUAAGAAAGAGCCUUUGAAAGGAUCUUCUAGUAAGAGUAGUAAAUCUAAAGAUGUUGCUGCUGCUGAUGGAGAUGGGGCUCCCAAGGCAAAGAAACAAAAGAAGAGCAGCAAGAAGAAAGAUCCAAAUGCUCCAAAGAAGGCAAUGUCUGCUUACUUAUAUUUCUCUCAAAGCCAGAGGGAGAGUAUAAAGAAGACUCAACCUGGAAUUUCAUUUGGCGAAAUUGGUAGAGUUGUUGGCGACAGAUGGAAAGGAAUGUCAGCUGAAGAGAAGGAACCAUUUGAGGCAAAGGCUCUGACUGAUAAGAAACGGUAUAAGGACGAGAUCAGCGGUUAUACAAAGAGCUCGGGUACACAACCGAUGGACAUAGAUUCUGCGGACAAUGGAUCAGGCAGUGAAUAGAAUAGAAUAUUACGAGUUAUGAAACCUGCCCUACCUUAGCAUGCUUGCUUUUUUCUUAGACUUGUAUCACAUACUUUCUCCAAGAGAUCCCAUGGUCAUGCUAGUUUAGGCACAAUACCAUUAUUUUUAUAUUUGUGCACUGUGCAACAAACAUCAAUUAUGCCAUUUUGCCAGUUUAUCCU